UGAUUUUCUAUAAUCUAUGCUAUUAUGGCGACUUCGAUAGAUCGCGUUGCGCGGUAUUGCGUGAUACGAUUGUUGAUUUCAGUUGGAAUAUGGCAAAAGGUGAUAAAGAGUUAGAAAAACCUAUAGUGAAUAAUGAAUUACCUAAUCCGGAGUGCCGGAGCACGGACCAUGAAGAUUCGGAAUCGGCACAGGAGCAGCCUCUCGACAUCGGAGAGCAUUAUUUGGUGCGGCGUUCGGAUGAGUCAUGGCACCCGGCUGAGAUUAUACAGACGCGAUACAAUGCCACGGAGGGCUGCUACGAGUAUUAUGUGCACUAUGUCGGCUACGAUAGAAGGCUCGAUGAAUGGGUAUCCCGACACAGGGUUAUGUCAGAUAGAUUCGACAUGUGCGAACAGUCGAAUAACAACAUAAAUUGUGACCACCUUCUCACUGAUAAAUCCGGCCGGAAAAUAACAAGGAACCAAAAACGUAAACAUGAUGAAAUUAAUCACGUCCAGAAGUCUUACGCAGAGAUGGACCCGACGACGGCAGCGCUUGAGAAAGAACACGAAGCUAUCACUAAAGUAAAAUACAUCGAUAGAAUCCAAUUCGGCAAAUAUGAGAUAGACACAUGGUACUUCAGUCCUUAUCCUGACGAGUAUGGCAAGCAGUCUAAGCUAUGGAUAUGCGAAUACUGUUUGAAAUACAUGAGAAUGGAGAAAACGUACAGGUACCACCUGAGCGAGUGCACAGCGCGACAACCACAGGGUAGUGAGAUAUACAGGAAGGGAACAAUAGCUAUAUUCGAGGCAGAUGGCAAAGAACAUAAAAUCUACUGUCAAAAUCUUUGUUUACUUGCUAAAUUGUUCUUAGAUCACAAAACAUUAUAUUUUGAUAUAGAGCAAUUCUUAUUUUAUAUAUUGUGUGAAGUUGACAAGCAAGGAGCACAUCUUGUUGGAUAUUUCUCUAAAGAGAAGGACUCCCCGGAAGGGAACAAUGUGGCGUGUAUACUGACACUACCUCCUUAUCAGAGACAAGGUUACGGUAAGCUACUUAUAGCAUUUAGUUACGAGUUGUCCAGACUUGAACAUGUAGUGGGUAGUCCAGAAAAACCAUUAUCAGAUUUGGGCAAAUUGAGUUACAGAUCUUAUUGGUCUUAUGUCUUAUUAGAAGUAUUAAGUGUGAGUAGAGGCACAUUGAGCAUCAAAGACUUGAGUUCCAUGACGGGGAUAUCUCAAACUGACAUCAUUUCUACAUUACAGUCAAUGAACAUGGUAAAGUAUUGGAAAGGUCAGCAUGUUAUAUGUGUAACACCAAAAAUAGUCGCAGAACAGUUGGCUAGCUCACAUUUCAAGAAGCCUCGUUUGACUGUAGACCCGUCUGCAUUAAGAUGGACUCCUCCACACAAGCAGGGUAACUCGACAAAAGCAAAAAAGUAGUACAGGCUAACAGGCACGGCUUAGAGGAACUGAAUACUAGGUCCUGCCGAUGGGACUACCUCUAAGCGUUGGCCUGUUUAUAAAGAAUUCAAUAAAUAACUGAUCCUGUUUAAUGUUUAUAGAAUGUAAAUUUAACAUCACUGAAGUGUUUGUUGUAAUUCAAAGUGCCUUUAAAGCAAUAUAGUGGAAUUCUUAUAAGAAAUUUAAAAUCUUGUUUAGGUCCUAUAGUAAUCUUGAUUGAUAUAUUAUUAUCUUUAUUUUGUUAACAGUAAUGUAAUGAUGACUUGAUUGUUCCAUUACCAUCAAGAUUAGACUUGAAUUAACAACAGGUUUUUGAAUUACAACAAGUUAGCUACUAUACUUCCCAGGCACUGAGAUGCUCUUUGAAGCUUGCAGUAACUUUGUCAGGAUGUUAAAAAUACAUCCUAAGCAUUGUAUAGAAAAUGCUAGAGUAUUAUAAGUAAGUUACAAAUCAUUGCUUUAAGUAAAAUCAAAUGUUCUGUGUCAUUUGUUGUUUGUGGAGAUAGGUUUAUAAACUCUUAAUGUAACCAGUAAAGGAAUAAAGCAUUUGAAAGUUUAGUAUAAAGAAAGAAAAAAUAAGAAAAAAAGUAAUACAAAAGAGACUAUUGUAAAAUAAGGCCUUUGAUUAGUAGCUUUGGUUGACAAAAAAAAUAUUUUUAAAUGAAGAUCAUUGUAAAUACCUCAUUGAAUGUGAGUAGUAUGUAUAAUACACAUCAUUAAAUGAUCAUGUUCAUGACCAAUUACAUGCAUUAUGCAUAAUGUAUGCUGCUGAUUCAAACCGCUUAUUAUGUCACUAUUUGCAUUCCUUGUGGUUUAAACUCCAAUUAUUUAUAUCUGUAUUUUAUUUGCCAGUUGUAUUAUUUUUUAAUUUGGCAAUGGUUUAUUAUAAAUUAACAGACUGGUGACUCUAAUGCUAUUGUUUCAAAGCAUAAAACUAGUAUUAUCAUAAUUUUAAUUACAAUUUGUAUGCAUUAAAACAUCUAAUAAGUAUCUAUAUUUAACAUGACUAGACUAAUAUUUACAUAAUGAUAAUUAUGAUAAGAUAUGGUACAAAGUAAUGAAUCUGAUAUAGAGUUGCCGGCAGUCUACUUUUGAAACUUCAGUGGUGAUUGUAAGAAGUUUUACUUAAUGUCUAUAUUUAAGAUAAUUUUACCAUGUUGACAUUUUGAUUACAGAUGCUCAGAGACUACUCUAAGCACUGGCCUUUUCAUGAAAAAUAGUUAAUUGAUAAGGAAUAAACUCUUUGCCACUUACAUCCAAAGUUAAACUAGAUCUGUACUCAACAACUUAUUCAGUUCCUUUUUUUAUACUGGUAACAGUGAUACUAAUGAUUAAGUUUUAAAUUAAGUUCUACAGUGAUGAAUGGAACUGUCUGACAGUAUGCACGUUUAUUUUAGCUUUAAGUUUAAACAUUCGUCGUUUAUAUGUUUACGACUAUUUCUGUAACACUGUUACAAAAACUUAGUAAUUAAGUAGACUUUUAGUUUUAAUGACAACUGGCAAUAUUUCGCGGAUUUUUUUUCUGUUCAAAUUGCCUCAAACCUACAAAUCGAAUGUCUGUAUUGUUAAUAUUAAUUAAUCGUUGCCUUAAGUCCAAUCAAAAGGCGGUAUUGAUAAGCGAUGUAAUUUACAAAAAUGUGUAUAAAUAUGUAAUUAAAAAUUCUAUUAAAUGUUGAAUAAUGAAUGUUUGAAAUACCAAAAAAAAAGAAUAUUAGAAAGCGUUAUCACAUCUUUGUUAUUUUUACUUCGUAUCAGUGUCGCUCGCUAAUUUGAGGAAAUCUGUUAUGUAAAAGGCGGUGCCCUAAAAUGGGUUCGUAGAAGUAUGCGGUAGGCCCGUGUGUAGGCAGCGCGUUAUUGUUAAAAUAUUCUCUUUCCGACCAGUUUGUUUUAUGUCGUCAUAGUAGGAAGCAAGGAAUCUGGUUUAUAAUAGACUUGUUCAAUUAGUCACAUCGGAUUUCCAAACUUAUUGUAUUGAUGUUUUGUACUGCUUUUUCCCCUAUAAGUUCCAUUUAAUUAGUGACUAUUUCGGAACUUCAGGACGCGCUAAUGAUUUAUGUAAAGAGUUGAACGACUUGUGUUGCUAGGUGGGCGGCAUCAAACAGUAACUCUUACAUCACCCUAGUGAGGAGAACACGCUGAAAUUAUUGUGAAAUACUUAUUUCUGAAAUAGUACUGAACAAUAUCCAAGAUAUUUUUAGUAGGAUAAGUUUUUCUUAAAUUCUGUAAUGUUAAUAUGCAAUGUAAGAAUCUUUAGUUGAUAACAAUUUGUCACUUUGUGUUGUGUCAAGUUGCAUUAGAAAUGAAGAGGUCUAGCCGUUGCCGUCUUUUAGAUUCUGUGAAUCAUCAGUAAUUUUCACUGUUUAUUUGUGAUAAUUUUAAUUGUAAGUAAAAGUGUCAAAUAAAAUGAAUGCAGAAA
This is a messenger RNA of Spodoptera frugiperda (fall armyworm), 3855 nucleotides long. It is a transcript of the gene MOF, whose product is annotated as histone acetyltransferase KAT8-like. Bases 90 to 1418 code for a protein of 442 amino acids. Gene Ontology annotation, molecular function: histone acetyltransferase activity. NCBI's taxonomy places the organism in Eukaryota, Metazoa, Arthropoda, Insecta, Lepidoptera, Noctuidae. The transcript has a single exon. Gene Ontology annotation, biological process: regulation of DNA-templated transcription. The record is from RefSeq and is a predicted model, not a curated record.